Messenger RNA from Sebastes umbrosus (honeycomb rockfish), 901 nucleotides. It is a transcript of the gene tmem263, whose product is annotated as transmembrane protein 263. The record is from RefSeq and is a predicted model, not a curated record. NCBI's taxonomy places the organism in Eukaryota, Metazoa, Chordata, Actinopteri, Perciformes, Sebastidae.
AGUGGACAGAGUGUUCCUCCUCUCUCAGUGUGUUAUUCUGGGAGGAGACUCAGAGACUCAGAUCCUCCAACAGAGAAUCAGAACUACCAGCCUGAACCCAGCAGCAGCAGGUACUCUAUUAUCAUUAUAACUUCAGACUGUAGAUAACAGGCCCUGCAAACAACGACAUUAUCUAUUAUUAUUGCGCAGUUCUCCCGCAGAUACAUCCCGGAACAUCGUAUCAUUGGAUCCGGUGUGCUAUAAAGAAGAGAGAUGAGGAGGCGGAGCCGGGUGCCGAGGGAGGACGUGCCUGCAUACCUCGACGAUGAGCCAGCAGCUGAAGACGACGACAACAUCAAGGACCACCCGCAGGCGCAGCCGGGCAUGUUUCGGCAGGUUGGCGGGGGGCUUGUACGGUGCAACUAAAGGAGCUCUGGAGCGACUGUGGGCGGCGUGACCUGGAUAGGAGGAACGAGUCUGGAACUCACCAAGACCACGGUCUGCUCGGUAGCCGCUCUGCCCGGGAUGGGAGUCGGUCUGGUUAAAGGAGGAGUGUACGCCGUAGCCGGAGGAGUGAGCGCUGUCGGCUCUGCGGUGGUCAGCAGGGUUCCCAUCGGAGGAGGAGGAGGCAAAAAGAAGGACAAGUCUGACUGACGGAGGGAGGAGGACGAGUUAACGGCUCAGCACUGUGUUGGCAUUCAUGAGCAGGAAGAAGAGCAACAGAGGACUCUAAAGGUUUAGUGUACACAUUUCGGUGAUGGUUUUUGUUUUUUUCUUUAGUUUUUAAUGUAUUGUUGGCUAAACCCACGUUCAUGUGGCUCCAACUAACAAAGACUCUCCUGCUCUGUUGUUAAAGGAAACACACUAUUAUCACCAGUGCCUGAAAUUGUUCAAAUAAAAUGUCCAUGUUUCAUUUUGAUAA